Molecule: messenger RNA, 903 nt
Organism: Wallemia ichthyophaga EXF-994
Lineage: Eukaryota; Fungi; Basidiomycota; Wallemiomycetes; Wallemiales; Wallemiaceae
Product: Methyltransferase-like protein 7B
Exons: 3
Coding region: 1-903 (300 amino acids)
Source: RefSeq, a predicted model, not a curated record
AUGGCUUCCGUAGCAGAAGCAACGUAUAGAAAGCGCCUCGAGAAGAAAGAAGAAGCGGUGAAAUCGGAGUGCAAACUCAGUGGAGAUCCUCCGCCAUCUCCUCCACUUUUACAACGUGUAUUAGAUGCUCUGCGACCAUUCCUUAUUAUAGCAAUGAUGAUUAUCAAGGGAUUUCCAGCAGCUAUCUUCUUCCAAAUGACCCAUCCAUCUAUCCACCUCUUUAAUCCAUUCAGAUGGAUCAGAUUGGUACAGGAAUGUGGUUUCGCCAAGAUCUUAGCAUUCGGGGAUGUGAUAUGGCGUGGAUACAAGCAGCCACUGGUAGAGCAAGCGAGUGGUAAAGUUCUUGAAAUAGGCGCUGGUACCGGCGAGAAUUUGAAAUAUUACAAGAAUGAUAACAUUGAGACACUCUACGCACUCGAACCUGAGCAAGCAUUGAGUAAAAUUCUAGCUGAAAAUAUCGUCAAGAACGGUUUCGCUGAUAAGUCACUCCUCAUUCCCGUUGGAAUCGACGACAGGAACAAGUUGAGCACUUACGGUGUUGCUGAGAAUACCUUCGAUACCAUCGUCUUAGUGCAGGUCUGCUGCUCACUUCCAAACGCAUCGGCUCAUUUCAAAUACCUCCAAUCUUUACUCAAACCUGGUGGUAAAUUGAUCAUGUUCGAGCACGUCGCAUCUGCAGACCCUAUUACGCGUCUUCUUCAAGACCUGUACACCUUUGCUUUCUGGAAAAGAGCAGCUCUUGGUUGUGAGCUCAAUCGCCCAUCUGGAUUGUGGAUGAAAGAAAUCGGAGGCUGGGAUAAAGUCAGUCUGCUCAGACCAGAAAUUGAAACGUCUGGAAGUAUCCUUCCACACGACAUAGGCGUAUUCGUUAAGGCAUCUUAUGCAAGCAUGGCACACAACUAA